Hydatigera taeniaeformis is the source of this 321-nucleotide messenger RNA. NCBI's taxonomy places the organism in Eukaryota, Metazoa, Platyhelminthes, Cestoda, Cyclophyllidea, Taeniidae. The record is from the annotation of a GenBank genome assembly.
AUGCAUUGGUCGCACCAUAAUUGGUUGUCAGUGGGUUUGACGAUUUGCACUUGCAUUUUCGUGUUUGGUUUUGUCUUUUGUGAUGUGCAGGAGUAUGAGGAGCAGAAGACGCCGGAAGCGGUGGUAUGCAAGGAUUUGGACAAGUUUGAGAUGAUAUUGCAGGCCUACGAAUACGAACUGGAGGCGCAGAGAGCGGGAUGGUUGAGUGAGUUCUUCAAGACCACGGAGGGGUGCUUCACUUACCCCUGUGUGCGUGAGUGGGUUGCUGCACUGGUCCAGCUUCGGAGUGCCUCUCGUCGGGAAGGAGGCAGGAAGGAGUAG